AUGUCAACAGCCUCUUUCUCCAGAACAUCAUCUUUCAACACCACCGAAAAUGGAAAUUUGUUUAACAUUCUCUGCGAAACAGCAAUCAAAGAAUUUCUCGAAGAUCCCGAGACAUUAAAACUCGCCGACAACCCCUUCGUACAAUACGUGAGCCACAGAAAGGAGCAGAUUGAGAUAUGCAGAGACGAGGAGCACAACGACCCCAUCGAAGAGACGCAACAAUGCAUUCGUGAGGUCGAAAAAAAAUGGACAGCAAGCAAGGCUCAUCGCCUACGGGAAAAGAUUAGCCCAUUCGUCGAAAGCAUCACUGCCCUAACCAAAUCAUGCGAAAAUGUUCUUCAACCUGCACCUUUUGGCGUCGCAAUCGCUGUUUCUGGCUUCCGAAUCAUCUUGGAACUUGCUACCAAAGCUCAUGGCGCCGUGGAAGAUAUACUCAAUGUUCUCGAGGAGAUUUCUCCGCUCUUAGACUGCUACAAGAUGACUGCGAUGUCACAGCAGAGCUCUCCACAGAUAUCCAAGGCCAUUAAGAAGUCAUACAAGAACAUUCUGCAGUUUUGGACCUACUCAGCCAAAGUAUUGUCCAAGAGCUAUACGAGAGUCACUUUAUCUUCAGCGAUUAGACCCUUGAAGCAGGAAAUACAGACUUUCCGGGACAAAUUCCGCGAAGACUCCAAACAGGUCAGCCAACUGCUCAUUGCAUGUAUGGCAAUUGAAAGAGCUAGGGAGAAGCAAGAAAGAACGAGAGAUGAAAUCCUAAGGUGGAUAAGAGGUGGCGAAAAAGCCGAGUCAUUUGAUGCAGACAAGGACUUGGAAUUAAGGAACAUGAGUCGCACAGACGGCACAUGCACGUGGAUAUUUGAGAGACAAGAGUUCAAAGAUUGGAGAGACGCCAAGAAGAAUUCUGUUCUUUGGUACAACGGGCCUCCAGGCUCAGGUAAAAGUGUUUUGGCAUCCGCGAUCAUCAACCACUUACAAGAACAGCCAGAGUCAGAAGCUGUUCACUUCUUCUAUUCUUUCAGAGCAGCGUCCAAGCGACAAGAGACUUGUGGGCUACGAUCUAUCGCUCUCCAGCUUCUGAGUAAGCUGGACGUGGCGUCGAACCCUUUGAAGGCCGAGUACGAACGGGCAAAGAAGACUUGCAAGCACGAGCUGACUAAUAACGACGGAGAAGUAAUGGUCAAACCUCUCCGUGCAUUAUUGAAUCAUAGUCACUUUCCCCAAGUUUAUGUGGUUUUAGAUGGGUUGGACGAGUGCUCAGUUCGAACUCACGGUGAUCCUUUGUUCCACAGCUUGCAGCAGCUUCUCAACCUGGAUACACUUGGGACAGUCAAAUGGUUUCUUACUAGCAGGGAUGUUCCUGAGCUACAAUCCGUCAAAGACGCUUUCAAAGCUGUCGAAAUUAGGCCAAACCUCACAGACACUUCCAAAGACAUCCGUGCCUUUCUCGACGCCCAGAGGAUCUGCCCGCUUCACGAUGAGCCCUGGUUUGAUACAGACGAACACAACUUUCUCUAUGCAGCGUUGAUCUGUGAGAUUGCAAAGAAUAAGGCUUAUAGAACUAAACAAGGAACCAUUGAUGCCCUGCAAUCCUUCCCUAGAGGUUUGGAGGACUGCUAUGUCAAGUCGUUAGCCAGAAUUGCAGGACUUCCCUACCACAAACAGGAUCUGGCCAAGCGAACCUUUCGAAUCCUCACAUUGUCGGAAAAGGAACUUACGCUGCUGGAGCUUAUUGACGCCCUCAACCCUUAUACCGAUCCUGCCAACGAUGCCAUCAAGCCAAAGGAAGAUGCACUUCACGUUUACGAUAGAGUAAAGGAUGUCUGCAGCCCUUUGAUCACAAUGGAAGACAUGAAUGGCUCUCAGAAGAUAUCACUGUGCCACAAAUCAGUCAAGGACUUUUUUAUCGACCCAAAGAACAAGAACAGGAUUGAAGAGUACCUGCCAGACUUCUUUAUCGAUGAGAGCAAAGCGUUGGAGGAGAUGGGAUCGGAGUCAUCGUACAGCAAUGCUUUCCUUCGCUACGCCGCUGUCUUUUGGCAUAUGCAUAUGCAAGACAUUACUCCAAGCUCCGAGACGCUGAAGAUUGUUGAAGACUUCCUCAAGAGCCCUGCAUUUUGGACUUGUAUCUACGUACAAAGUCACGCAGCUCCUCAUCUUUUUGCGCGGUACAAGCGGGAGACAAGUAAUGAUUAUAAGAUGAUCCUAGGUACAAUACCAAACGCGGCACUUCAAUUUGGACUUCCCCUUCCGCCGUGGAAAAAGGAUUCCUCGUCCGCAGAUUAUUUGUCACUGGACCGCUCGUUUUGUUCCUUUGUUCUAGACUGGGGCGAGCUUCUUACUAAGAAUCCUGAUCAACUUCAUCAUGCAGUUCCUCUCAGUCUUUACAAGCCCAGCUGUCAUCUCAAAGCUCCCAACAGACUCCAAAAAGUUCACAUCAAAUAUGUUGCCAAGUUACUUCAGUCAACAAACGAGAUGCGUGUAUUGGAGUCGUCGUUCUCUUCUACGGGCAAGAAACGUGGUAAAACACUCCACCUUCGAAUCAUUCGCGAGGACAGAUUGACGCCUCAUCGCCGUGUUAAAGUAAACCAAGUGGAUGUAUUCUCUCGAUCGAAGUCUGAUCAGAAUAGUGAGGCCAUCUUUGACUCCCUGGCCCCUGACAGCGAAUGGAUCACCACAAUUGCUCGGGAUAGCAAGAGGGGCGAGUCGUUUCUUCAGAGCUGGAAAGUGAACAGUCGUGAUUUGAGUAUUACUCGCUGCCUUUUGGAUGGCGGAUCGGGUAACAGAGUCGAUCAGGCCCCUCCGCAAGUCUACAGAGACCUCGACUUGGGUCUGGAAGGCAAAGGACAAUGGAAUCUCGUACAGCUCGAUGUCACUACACAGCCGACUCAUAAAGACUCCGAUUCAACGACUCGACUAUUCCAUUUCCGCAAGGGGCAAUGCCUGGCACAUCACCAUGACAGGGGAAAGUCGCCCAACAAUGUAAUAAUCAGCAACUCAGAUUCCCAAGACAGUAGUUCAGACUCUGAUGGUGACUCUGGCUGGAGUUCGGACUCUGAUGAUGGAUCUGAUUCACACGAUACGCAUAGUAUCAAGGGGGAUAGAAAUGCAAGCCAGGAAAUUUCAGAUGAUCUGCAUGGAGAACGCAAAGAGCCAAUGACAGAAUGUCUUAUCAUGGCAAAUGACUUUGGCAGACCAGUUUGGCGACCAAUAAGGACCGACCGCUUAUCGUGGUCUAGAAUAAUAGCCACUCGUCAUUCAACAUUGCCUAUUGUAGCUGUCUCUUCUAAGUCUGGUGGAGUAGACCUACUCAACGACGAAACUGGCUCCAGCACAAGUUUGGAGAUUGCUGAAGAGGGAAAAGACCAAGGAGCAAAGCCGAUGGCAAGGUCACGAGAGAUGCAAUUCUCGCCGUGCGGGAGUUUCCUCACGCUUUUAUCCAUCAGCCUCUACCAGAAGGAUACCUUUGCGGAGUGUCAAGUUGUUCUGUCCUGCUACGGGUUUGUUCGAACUGCUUCUGGAUGUAGCCUUCAAACUCACGAGAAUGGCUCAUUGGCAAGCUUGAGCUACAGAUUCUUGGGCAAGGUAGACGAACUACCUCGACCGUACAUCAUGACAAACUGGACAGCUGAACACGUUGUCAUGGUUCUACCUCCAUUGACCUACAGUCCGAAGAUCAUCAGAAUCUCGCUUUCACCGCCCACAGAUCAGGCCAGCCUGCCAAAAGAUCUUCCACCAAGUAUAUCGACACUCUCACAUCCUGUGUUCUUCCCACAGUCGACUAUCUUCCGUGAACCCCAUAUUAUGUACGGCGACGGAGGCUCACCUGAGAAAGACAGCUACUUGUAUCUCGUCCUGGACACGCCAGAUCCAUCAUCGUCAUGUACACAAUCAACACUGCGCUGCAGACCUGGCCACUUCCGAGGAUUGGAAUGUCCUACAAGCUCGUGUGAUGACAAGAAGAGAGGCGUCAACGGUCCAGCGGUAAUGGGUUGGAAAAUAUCAGGUAGCGGCAAGGCACGAAAGGCUGACCAAGGUGAAGAUUACGGAGGUUUCACAGAGGAACAGUUUGCAUGGCGGGAGUGGAGUGAUGAAGACGAGGUUUCGGAGGAUGUCAAAGCCAGUAGAUCAGCUACAGAUGAGUAUGAGUUGUUGCGCGGGGACUUUGUGGGGGAGACAUACUCAGUACCUAUCCGAUCCGGGCUAAAUUGGACCAAAGAGUGUGUUCUUAGUUGUUGA
This is a messenger RNA of Fusarium subglutinans, 4236 nucleotides long. Its product is annotated as vegetatible incompatibility het-E-1. NCBI's taxonomy places the organism in Eukaryota, Fungi, Ascomycota, Sordariomycetes, Hypocreales, Nectriaceae. The record is from RefSeq and is a predicted model, not a curated record. The transcript has 4 exons. Bases 1 to 4236 code for a protein of 1411 amino acids.